AUGGGACUUGGUCUGCAGACAGGUUUUCUUAGUAAUUUUGAUGACACAUUUGGUGUCUCAUUCCUGGAGGUUCAGGAGCAGGCGGCUCCAUUCUCCAGAAAAACUGAUCUGCAGGAAAGCCCAAAUCCAUCCAUUUGUCUGUCAUGUGUUGAGCAAAUAGUGCUGACACCAGGAAAUGUGCAGCACUUGACACGAGACCAGCACGGUGUCCUCUGCCCUCAGACGAAGGGGCAGUUUGGCAAACUGGAGCAGAAGGAGACUCCUGGACGUGGGCAGGAGUUAGGUGACCUGCUGGAGAGAUGGAGUCCUUCAGCCAUUCUCCACAUUGUUUCACUAUAUGAGGAGAAGAAAAUCUCGCAUCAAGAUGCCUUAACCGUCAUCCUGCUGUCUACAUCCUCCUUGGAAACCUGCCCUGAUUGUCAAACACAGUUUCAGGGAACGGAUGAAAGACUGAAAGGAAGCCAGGGCGUGACACGGUGCCAUUUUACAGAGCAGCCUGUGGCAGGCGCGCUGUUUGCGCCCCGGCAGGGGGUUUGGGCGGGAGAGCCGGAGGAGCCCGUCCCAGAGGUGCGGGCCCUGCCUGCCCCCGCAGCCGGCGGCGUGACGUUCCUGCGCGCGUUUGUGGUUCGCGGGAGCGGUUACAGCGCUACCUGCCCCGCUUCCCGUCGUUCCGGGGGUACCUGGAAAAAUAUAAGGACUUUUCUUUCGGCAUGUUGUGAAAUAUUUGGGAUGAAGAAAAGUGAACUCUUUGAAGCAUUUGAUUUGUUUGAUGUGAGAGAUUUUGGAAAGGUGAUAGAAACACUUUCAAAACUCUCUCGCACUCCUAUUGCAAUUGGGACAGGAAUCAGGCCCUUCCCUACAGAAGAAAGCAUUGAUGAUGAAGAUGUCUACAAAGGACUUCCUGAUUUAAUAGAUGAAACUGGUGUUGAUGAAGAUGAGGAGUUGUAUGAUUGUGUCUACGGAGAAGACGAAGGUGGGGAGGUUUAUGAAGACCUAAUGAAAGACGAAGCAGCACAGCAACCUAAAUAUACUGAGAAUGACAUAAGAAGCUGUUGUCUGGCUGAAAUAAAGCAAACUGAAGAGAAAUACACUGAAACUCUGGAAUCAAUAGAGAAAUUUUUCAUGGUGCCAUUGAAAAGAUUUCUGUCAGCAUCAGAGUUUGAUACUGUUUUCAUCAACAUUCCUGAUUUAGUGAAAAUUCACAGGAAUUUGACACAGGACAUAAAUGAUUCCAUUGUUAACAAAAAUGAUCAGAACCUAUAUCAAAUUUUUAUUAACUACAAGGAAAGAUUGGUUAUUUAUGGACAGUACUGCAGCCAAGUGGAGAUAGCAAUAUCAUGCUUAGACAACAUCUCUAAGACAAAAGAAGAUGUUAAAUUGAAGUUGGAGGAAUGUUCCAAAAGGGCCAAUAAUGGGAAAUUUACAUUACGGGAUCUUUUAGUGGUUCCAAUGCAGAGAGUGCUAAAAUACCACCUGCUGCUCCAGGAGCUGGUAAAGCACACUACUGAUCCCAUGGAGAAGGCAAAUCUAAAACUGGCACUUGAUGCGAUGAAGGACUUGGCUCAAUAUGUCAAUGAAGUAAAGAGAGAUAAUGAAACACUCCGUGAAAUUAGACAGUUUCAGCUAUCAAUAGAGAAUCUGAAUCAUUCCCUGUUACAGUAUGGAAGACCUCAAGGUGAUGGGGAAAUAAGGAUAACUACAUUAGACAAACGUGCAAGGCAAGACAGGCAUAUCUUCUUGUUUGAUUUAGCUGUAAUUGUUUGCAAACGAAGAGGUGAUAAUUAUGAAAUGAAGGAAAUAAUAGAUCUUCAGAAAUACAAAAUUACAAAUAACCCCACUACUGAUAAAGAAAAUAGGAAGUGGUCUUAUGGCUUCUACCUCAUUCAUAUCCAAGGUCAAAAUGGUUUAGAAGUUUAUUGCAAAACUAAAGACUUGAAGAAAAAAUGGCUUGAACAAUUUCAGAUGGCUCUGUCAAACAUACGGCCAGAUUAUGCAGAUACAAGCUUUCAUGAGUUCAAAAUGCAUACCUUCAGUCGUGUGACAUCUUGCAAAGUCUGUCAGAUGCUUCUGAGGGGAACGUUUUAUCAAGGCUAUUUAUGUUCUAAAUGUGGAGCUGGAGCACACAAAGAAUGUUUAGGAAGAUUAGACAAUUGUGGCAGAGCUAAUUCAGGUGAACACGGGAACCUGAAACAUGAGAAAAGAACAAAUGGAAUUAGAAGAAACUCCAGACACGUGGACCCAGGUUUACCAAAAAUGCAAGUAAUUAGAAACUACAGUGGAAUACCACAGCCAGCGACACAAGAUGGUCCACCCUUGCACAUCCAGAUUGGGGACACUAUUGAACUAAUUAGAGGAGACGCACAUAGCUUAUUUUGGCAGGGCAGAAAUCUAACAACAGGAGAGCUUGGAUUCUUCCCAAGUGAUGCAGUAAAGCCUAGCCCAUGUGUGCCUAAACCAGUAGACUACUCUUCACAACUGUGGUUUGCAGGAGCAAUGGAAAGAUUGCAAGCAGAGAGUGAACUUAUUAACAGAAUAAAUAGUACUUACCUGGUUCGGCACAGGACCAAGGAGUCAGGAGAAUAUGCAAUUAGUAUUAAGUACAAUAAUGAAGUGAAACACAUCAAGAUUGUAACAAGAGAUGGCUUUUUUCACAUUGCAGAAAACAGAAAAUUUAAGAAUUUAGUGGAACUCGUAGAAUACUAUAAGCACCACUCUCUCAAAGAAGGCUUUCGAAGUUUGGAUACUACUCUUCAAUUUCCAUACAAAGAAACUGAAAACUCAGUGGGACAAAGAAGUAACAGAACAGGUGGCAACUUGCUAAGUCCAAAGGUGAUAGGCAUUGCCAUAGCCAGGUAUGACUUCUGUGCAAGAGACAUGAGGGAACUGUCCUUGUUGAAAGGUGAUGUUGUGAAAAUUUAUACAAAGAUGAGUGCAAAUGGCUGGUGGAGAGGUGAAGUAAAUGGAAGGGUGGGCUGGUUUCCAUCAACUUAUGUUGAAGAGGAUGAAUGAAUUAAAAACUUUCCUCUGCUGACCAUCAGUUUCAGGGAUUUAAAAAUUUAAUGUCUUCCAAGUGUUAUUGGUCUUGUUAAGUGUUUAAACAGCAGCAUUUUUGUCUUCUCUGAACCUUCCACUCUUUAUGUUGGGAUUUACACAGAAGUUUGUUCUGACAGUUUAUUACCUUGCCCAGAGCUGUGCAAGAAAUGACCUGCCAGCAUACCAUCACUGGGGACCAGUACAAAGUCCAACCCUCACCUUCCCAGAUGAUGUCUGGAAAACAUUUCUUUAUGCUCCUUUUAAUUUCACCCUGUAUUACACCAUGAAUACGAGCUAUGGCUGAAAAUUUAAUAAGUCUGUUUCUUCUUGCUAACAUCUGGGAUGGUAAAAGGAGAUGAAGGCUUAUUAUUUCUUAUCACUGCAUGCAGCAAACAGAUUUCAGUCAUUCCAGUGGGCAUAAAGUGUAGUCAGUAGACUUGUCUUGAAACAUCAAACUAAUUUAUUUAUCACCU
Chaetura pelagica (chimney swift) is the source of this 3506-nucleotide messenger RNA. It is a transcript of the gene VAV3, whose product is annotated as vav 3 guanine nucleotide exchange factor. Gene Ontology annotation, cellular component: cytoplasm; plasma membrane. Bases 1 to 3009 code for a protein of 1002 amino acids. The record is from RefSeq and is a predicted model, not a curated record. Lineage: Eukaryota; Metazoa; Chordata; Aves; Apodiformes; Apodidae. The transcript is spliced from 32 exons. Gene Ontology annotation, biological process: intracellular signal transduction; regulation of GTPase activity; cell migration. Gene Ontology annotation, molecular function: guanyl-nucleotide exchange factor activity; protein binding.